CAGCGAUUCAAUUACAGCUCAGUGUCUAUUUCCGUCUAAAUACACCUAAAAUGAGCGUCAUCCACGUUGUCUUGUUUAAAUACAAAUCUUCCGCCACCGCCGAAGCUAUUCAAAAUGUUUGCUCGGAAAUGCUGGCUCUGAAGAGUGGCUGUUUGCAUCCAACGAUGCAGACGACUUAUAUCAAGUCCUUGACGGGCGGCACAAACAAUUCGCCCGAACCUCAUCAAAAUGGGUUUACGCACGCCUUUGUUGUCGAAUUUGCGUCUGUUGAAGACAGAGACUACUAUGUUGAUCAAGAUCCUAUACACCAGGCGUUUAAGACGAACGCCGGGCCUAUUAUUGAGAAAGUAUGUGUGUUAGAUUAUACAGUCGGCGUAUUCGAGUAGCUGGGCUACGUUUGGCGUUAAUGGUCUAUAUAUCUAUAAAUUACCGGUAUCAUUAGAGAGGUGGUUGCAGACAUGAGAAUCAACAGAUGAUAGCACUCGUCGAAAUUGUUCAACAUUCCUCCAUUGGAAAUGACGACUGCCUCUCCCAGUCUUGCAUUUGCCGCCGAUUUUAAGCAUUAGCCAUCUUCGGUUUAGAUCAUCUAUUAAUACACUUGCAGAUGCUCAGUUAAAACUGCAAUUCCC
Molecule: messenger RNA, 629 nt
Organism: Trichoderma asperellum CBS 433.97
Lineage: Eukaryota; Fungi; Ascomycota; Sordariomycetes; Hypocreales; Hypocreaceae
Source: RefSeq, a predicted model, not a curated record